Molecule: messenger RNA, 4196 nt
Organism: Alosa sapidissima (American shad)
Lineage: Eukaryota; Metazoa; Chordata; Actinopteri; Clupeiformes; Clupeidae
Gene: foxn2b
Product: forkhead box N2b
Exons: 6
Coding region: 379-1644 (421 amino acids)
Biological process (GO): regulation of DNA-templated transcription
Cellular component (GO): nucleus
Molecular function (GO): DNA-binding transcription factor activity; cis-regulatory region sequence-specific DNA binding
Source: RefSeq, a predicted model, not a curated record
GACCUGGUUUUGAUGCUGCUUAACCCAUCACUUCCUUGAAAAUUCUGUCCGCCAAACUUAUUUGGAUACAAACGACUUUGACGUCACUUAGGCUACUACAGCUAAAUUUAGAGAAUCUAAAAUUAUGAGAGAAUAUGAGUUUUAACAGAAUGUAAUACUCCAAGCUGCAUCAACGCCUCUGACGCCAGUAAAGACUGCACAGAACUGCGCGCACGGCGCAACUGCUUAGCUCUGCUAAAAAAGUGCUACUGCGCUGCGGCAGUUGUCAGGGGAUAUCGGAGAGGAGGGGGUGUGAUUGGCUGAAGUGGCCUUGUUACCUUGGCGACGGCAGGGGGGUAUCGUAGCGUUACCGUGCAGCGUGAUCUCUGCGCUGCGUGGAUGGAGGAAGCAGCUGCAAAGCUUUUGACACAGUCGGCUGCAAACGAAAAGCAAUUGCAUGAACACACAGAUUCUUUAUCAUCUCUCCUCGCGGACAGAGUCUUGGAAUGCAUGAAUGUAAACCCUCCGGGGUUGAUGGGCCCGGUCGUCGGCAUGUCUCCGGAUAAGAAAGCAGGGUCACCAGGGUCGCAGGGCGGGGCGUGCGGCGCCGGCACGCUCCCCGAGGCCGAGAGCGCCUCCAGCCCACUGGCCACCAGCCUGGACCGGCUGGGCCGCGGCGGAGCGGCGGGCAGCGGUGCGGUGGCGGAAGGCGAGGCCACCGAAGACGAGGAGCUGACCAACCUCAACUGGCUCCACGAGAACCUCCUGCAGAACUUCAGCCUGGGCGGCCCCGAGGACAUCGAGGGCUCGGCGGACGAACGCGCCCUCUCCUCCUCGUCCGCGUCGUCCGUCUCGUCCACCUCGGGGGGCCCGGCCACGGAGAGAGACCCCCUCAAGUCCAAGCCGCCCUUCUCCUUCUCGCUGCUCAUCUUCAUGGCCAUCGAGCACUCGCCCAGCAAGUCGCUCCCGGUGAAGGAGAUCUACAGCUGGAUCCUGCAGCACUUCCCCUACUUCGCCAGCGCGCCCACCGGCUGGAAGAACUCGGUGCGCCACAACCUUUCCCUCAACAAGUGCUUCCGCAAGGUGGAGCGCAGCCUGGGCAAGACCAAUGGGAAAGGCUCUCUGUGGUGUGUGGACCCUGAGUUCCGGCCAACCCUGGCACAGGCCCUUAGGAAGCAGCACUUUCCAAAUACACACGCCUUCUACACCCCCCCAGCCUCCCCACCCAGUGCCUCCUCUCCACCGCGCCACCUGCUGCUGCUGGAACAAGGCAGCGCUCUGAGAGAGUCUGAUUUUGAUGCAGCCACGGCCAUGAUGCUGUUAAAGUCUGCCUCUGAGCAGCACUCGGAUCCAUAUGACCAGGAGGGUCCCAUUGACCUGUCUCGGCGGGGGGAGGUGGUUCUUGUGAGCCGGGACCCCCAGCAGGACCACAACUACAGCAGCAGUCCCCCGCCCCCCGUCUCCCUGGACGACGCGGCCGCUCGGCGGGCCCCGACCCUGGGCCCCGGUGCGGGCAGCAAGCGUGUGCGUCCACGGCCCGCCGAGCUGGACGAGGAGCUGAAGGAGGCGGCCGGCUCCCUGCUACACCUGGCCGGCGUGCGGCCUGGCCCCCAGGGCCCCGCGCAACAGCGCGGCCGCAAGAGCCGGAAAAUCAGCCGGAAGUGACAACCCCCCCACCCCACCCCAGCCGGCCUUCAACCUUUGACCUUUGCCCUGCUCCUUGCAGCUUCCCUCUCUCUGUGACUCGACCCCUAAGUCUCCACCCCUUCCCCUUAGGUUCCAGUGAAGCCUUCCCUGCCUUUAAUCUGCCAUCUCAUUCACCACACAUGGCAAUACGGACUCUCACAGGAGUUGGAAGCCAUAUGAUGACUUUGGUUUGUUUUGUCACAAAGCGAAAUGGGAGGGGGAAAAAAAGCGAGUCGAGAGUUAAUAUCACAUGACAUUUUCUUAACUGGAUUUGUGAGAGAGAAAAAAAUCCCUCAAAGGACAGUUGCAUGCUUCCAUCUUGAGAAAACCAACACGAGCGCAUGGAUUUCAAUCAAUCUUUCAGGAGUUUUGUGGUCCUUCUUAAUCGUGACAUAUGAUCAUGAAGAACAGUGAAAGUGCCAUUGACUUUUAAUUAUUAAGACUGGUUCAGAUGCAAUAAUUCAUUGAUUCAGACAUACCUGUAGUUCUUUUAUUUUUGUACCUUUGUCUUGGUGAUGUCAUGAACAUGUGACUUCCUGAUUGGCUGGGCGCCCCGGGAUUGGCAGGACUCCUAGAGAGUGCUGAAAGAGAGAGGAAGUAACUGUUGAGGGGAAGCACUCCUCUUCCUGUGUCAGUAUUCAGCAGAAUCAAUCAAGCAUUCAGCUCAGACAAGGCCUGAAUGGAGCACAACCCAGGAGGACUGAAAGGAGAGCCGAGUGUGAAGACCAGGUCCGACACGUCUGCCAUCAGACCCAGAGACUGACUCAAAUGGGCAGUCCCCUCCGUGCUCACCAGCCAUCUCUGCUUCCAUAACGUCAGUCAGCAGUCUGCUGUGACCAACAGACUGAGGCCACAGGGUGUGUGUCUGUGCGUGUGUGUGCGCGCACGUGCGUGUGUGUGUGUGUGUUUGUGUGUGUGCGUGUGUUUGUGUUUGUGUGUGUGCGUGUGUGUGUAUGCGUGUGUGUGUGCGUGCGUGCGUGAGCGCUUGUGUGUGUGUGUGUGUGUGUCUACUUUGUGAGAAUGAAUGUAUGUUGUUGGUGUCUGCAUUCGUUGCAUUUGGUGCUGUCGUCUCCUCUCUCCAUUCUUUAGUAAUACCUCUUACAGUCAGAAGAGUGCUGGACCUCCAGGUUGCGGCCUGAUCACCGGUUUGUGUGCGUGAAAUGACACUCUGCUGGAUCCAGCAGAAGCAGGACACUUUGUUCUGAUGUAUGGGAGGAAUCUAGAAACAAUGUGAAACAGAAAGUGUGGCAUCAACCAACCAACCAACAAAGGACCUGUGCUUUCUGUAACCCCCCUCCCCCUCGAGAUAGCUGUUUUGGUUAAGAAAAAGCUUGUGGUAUAGCCAUGAAGUGUAGAUGCUGUCAGACGUGCCAGAUUCUGCUUCGAGCCUCCUGGAUCAGUGGCUGGUGAAAGCCUCUGGGUUCUCUGUUGGUCCAGGGAGCAGGCAACCCCUCCUGGAUUACACAGGAAAGCCAAUGCCAGUCCUUGAAGUAGAGCGCAGCAGCCCCCUCAGAAUGCUGCCCCCCCCCCCAUAUACUGCCAGGUAUGACUUUUUGCUGUGAGUAGUGAUGAAGCCCUGUGGAGCAUGUGUCCAGAGCUGCUAUUGGGAGAGACUGAUAAUGAGGGCGGGUCAGCAUCGGGCUCUGUGUCGUGCGAGGAACGUGGAAUGUGCCGGGCGAGGAACAAGGGAGGUGCCAUAAUGGAACUGUGAAUGGAACGGUCUCGAUCUUCUGGUAGCAGCUUCUGGACUGUGGGCCUCGCGGCCGUGCCGAGUCCUCCCACCCCCCCAACCCCCGAACCCCGUCAUGUGUGUGUGCUGAGCUCCAGACCAGCCGGAUGGGUUUUAAGCAAUAUAGAGCCAGCUCUGUCUGCCCGGCACACCGGUCCUCCACCCAGCCUGCGUCGACGCGGAGCAGCGUUCACCACCCCCCUCACUCAGUCACACAGGAAAAUAGUGAUAAGUUAUUGAAUUUGCCUGAAAUCCUUUGAGGAAGGCUAUAUUAAAAACUGCAUACGCCUGUGAUCACAAUGGUGUAGUGGCAGCUGACACAGAAAGACCAGUCUGACCAGACUGAGACCAGUCCGAGAAGUGGUUGGCAGACAUGAUGAUGAAAGAUUAUUACUAAGUUCUCUUGCACGUCUGCUUCUGUCUCUUGCACGUCUGCUUAUGUUGUCACCAGAAUGAAGGCAAGUAUCACACAUCUGUGGGUUAUGCAGGUAUUGUGCAGUUGUAGCACCUUUGUAGCCUUUCUCAAAGAAGACACGGGUAUUUAAUCUCAUCACAAAAGAAGAUCCAAGCAUAUUGUUAUUAUUAUUUUGUUAUUAAUUAUUAUUAUGUAAUGUUCUACUAACUAAGAGCUGCCAAACCACUAUAAUUUUGCCUGUCUGCCAUGUCUGAUUGACCUACCUGACCCUUUGGUUUUUGUAUGCUAACCUUUGUUCAUAAAAUGUUUAUAAAGUUUAUUUUUGCCAAAGAUAUGCAAUUGCAUUAUAUAUGGUAUUACAAAUAAAAAGUAAUUGUUAUACUUCAG